Saccostrea cuccullata (small rock oyster) is the source of this 4234-nucleotide messenger RNA. RefSeq names its product VWFA and cache domain-containing protein 1-like. The record is from RefSeq and is a predicted model, not a curated record. Gene Ontology annotation, molecular function: voltage-gated calcium channel activity. The coding region runs from base 10 to 3441 and encodes 1143 amino acids. NCBI's taxonomy places the organism in Eukaryota, Metazoa, Mollusca, Bivalvia, Ostreida, Ostreidae. The transcript has 24 exons. Gene Ontology annotation, cellular component: voltage-gated calcium channel complex; membrane coat. Gene Ontology annotation, biological process: intracellular protein transport; vesicle-mediated transport.
CACCUGUCAAUGGUAUCAAAAAGUCUGGGCUUUAAUUUUUGGACGGGAAUGGUUGUAUAUAAAGUUAAAAUAGAUCUGUACUUCAACAUGAAAAUAUUAAAAACCUUCCUUCUGUUUUGUUUUUUCCUGGAUUGUGCACGGGCUGAAAUUAAUGGUAAUAUACUAGCUGAUGAAUUACAGCGAGUACUAGAGGACGUGGGUUACACGCAGAUGCAGGAGCAUUUCAAUCGCCUUCAGUACACAGAGUCUAUGGUAGACUAUCCGACUGUCACAAAGAAGACUGCUGAUGCUUUGAAAUACAAAUUUGAAGAAAUGGAACGAGCUCUUGUAUCUUUAAAGACCACAAUUGAGAAUGAGUAUAAAUUAUUUUCAUCACAAAUGACGUCACGAGACUGUUGUGAUCAAGCAGAAUAUUCAUAUGACAGUCGAUUCCGUGCAAAGGUUGAUUAUGAAAAUAUGUGUGUAACAACAUCCGGGCUGUCAUCACGUCCAAAGAAAUAUCCAACAAAUAAAGUUCUUCAAGCAAUGAACUCAAACCACAAGAACAACCCGAGCCUUCUCUGGCAGUAUGUCGGAUUGGAAAACGGUGUUCUAAUUAAUUAUCCAGCUACGAAGUUGUCAGAUUGUAGCGCAUACGAUCCUAGAUACAGACCUUUUUAUAAAACUGGAGCCUCUCCUGUUCCUAAGGAUGUUGUGGUACUUGUUGAUGUAUCCAAAUCGAUGUCAGGGACUUAUCUGCAGAAAGCAAAGGACGCUGCUAAUACUGUACUAGAAACACUGAAUAGUAAUGACAGGGUUGGUAUAGUGAUGUUCAACGACAAUGCCUAUGUUCCAACAUCCAGCAACCAACCUUGCUACGGAAACCAACUUGCUGUCGUCACCCGAAAAACCAAAUCAGUUUUAAAAUCUUUCAUAAAUACCAAAACCUCUGAAGGGAAUACAAAUUACUCCAAAGCGUUUUCUAAAGCUUUUGAUUACUUCCAAACCUCCUUUAUGAGCCCGAACAGAGAUCAAAUCAUCUUGUUCUUAACUGACGGCCGAAACGUUGGUCCAGAGGAUGUUUUAAAAGUUAUUCAUGAGAGGAACAGCCAACUAGGGAAUAAGGUUGUAAUACACACCUUUGGAAUAGAAGAUGUUCCCACUUCCGCUGAAACAUUAUUGAGGGAUAUAUCCAAACAAAGCGGAAGUAACAUUACUUAUGGAGAUGUCAAGCCUGGUCAGUAUAUGCCAGUACCUGAUGUGACUUACCUCCCCGAAGCUUUAGGAUCCUUUUAUACCUAUACCAACAAUCCUGUAGCUGUCAAACCUCUCUUUACCUUGCCCUAUAGGGACUAUUUCUCCAAAAACGGUCUGAUUUUAUCAGCAUGCCUAACUUUGACGUCCGCCAGCGAGUUUAUAGGUGUGGUUUGUACAGACAUCAAACUGAGUGAACUAGUUAUAGACACAUCAUACUUACAGGAAGGGGAGAUAACCUACUCCUUUAUCAUGGACGGCUUUGAGCGCACUUUAGUGCAUCCCUUACUUCCUGACCCUCGAGACAACAGCGCGGAGGAAUACGACGUCAGCAAUAUUUACAAUUUUGAAACCGCCAGUGAUGUUAGAACGGUCAUUGAGUCGAUGAAACUUGGCAAGUCAGGAAGUGCAGAAAUAAACACGACGUUUACACAAGUUCGAGGGAAUCUGCUUAUGGAAGGAGAUAAACGAACAAAUAUCCAUGCUGUGUACCAAUGGGAACCUAUAAUUGGAAGUAAUUUCUCGCUUUGCAUCGUGUUUGCCAAACACUCUCUAAAAAGGAAUUUGAAUGAUUUACCAGCAAGCAGUACAGGUUUUCUGUACCAUAGAUGGGACCUUACUAACUGGCCAUCACCAGUUUGUCGUCAAUUUGCCCGCUACGCUACAGCAGAACAGUCAAGUGUUAAACUUACGCCAGAAGCUUUCCUCGAUCCCGGCGAGUAUCUAGAUACGAAUGAAACGAAAAGUGAUGUUAGGAAAAUGGAAGACUUAGUCUCUGGGUUGAUAACCACAAACCCUGGAGUAAAGCGCUCGGCAAUAAACGGUAUUCUUGCGACAGAGGAGAUAGAAAAGAUCUGGAAGAAAAACCAGAAAGAGGCUACGUUUGUCGUCUGGCGGUACCUGGCCACACAAGAAGGCGUCAUUAGAGUGUACCCGGGAGUAAGACUGCCAGAUUCCUACGAUUUUAAACUUCGACCGUGGUAUCGGCGAACACUAGCUAAUCGAAAUAUGAAUGUUGUGUCAGCUCCUUACAACGAUUAUUGGGGCGCAGGAAAAGUGAUUUCAAUCAGUCGUAUUCUUAACACAAAAAGCUCUGUUCCUUUCUCACAAAACGAAGUGACUGAGGCUGCUUUAGCGAGCGACUUUUCAAUGUUCUAUUUUCAUCAGAUGGUCAAAAAGAAAUACCCUCAAUGCACUGACACGAGAUAUAUCUGUAUGAUUAUAGACAAUAGCGGUUUCCUAGUGAUGCACCCAUUUCAAAUCGAGUCUCAGGAAUAUUAUUUUGAAGAUCGACAGAUCCAUAUAACAAACUUGGAUGGCCGUAUUGCACGAUCCCUCAUAAAAGAAAAUAUAAUGUUCAGGCAGCCUUGCUUGGAUGUAGAGAAUGGGCAAGAUCAAAUGACGUACAGGAAUGCUAUCGAUUACUAUGACACAAAUUUAUUUUUUAUUCUAAAAUCUAGAUCAAAUGAUGAAGCUUGUUGUUCUAAUGAGAAUUCAAAAAAGUCGCCAAAUGUCGUCCAGUGUGAUGCUUCGAAAAUUUGUGAUUGUCUUUGUUUCAAGCAAGUAGACUUCAACGAUUGUGAAAAUGCAUACAACAUGGUAGAUAAUCACUUACCAUGUAGUGCCAAACUCCCAGAGCUGAUGUCAGGCAACUCAAAUGAAGAUGAAAUUGCUAUGAUAAAAAACUUACCUCUAUGUUUUCCAUAUGACUGCAGUUGCCGAAAAACUGAAUUUGACUGCUAUAAUGUAUCUGGUUGUUCCUGGUGCACAGAGACGAGGUCUGGAGAUAUACUGGAGAAUGGAUUCUGUGCUCUUCAGGAGACAUGUCCGGCUCAUGUUUGUAAGACAGACGAUUGCUCUUCAAAAUGUGGCGCAUCUAAAAAGCCUCAAGAAAAGGAUGAUUCGGUUGUUAUCAUUGUCGUCCCAAUUGUGUGUGUGAUAAUAAUUCUCCUGGUGAUUGUUUCUGUAAUAUUUAUAAUUCGAUGCCGACAAGGAGACAAUCCAAAACAAACAUAUCUGGAUCCAGUUGGAGAGAAUGAAGACGCCGCUUCUCAUUAUCACGAAGUAGGAUAUGUCCACACUAUAACCCCGGAUACGGAUGAAGAAUUUCAAACUAAUAAAUACGAGGGUAGACGGUUACCUGCCCAUCCUCCAGUAGAGCAUUCCACAGACUUGUACUUAACAUGCAGUUCCACUAAUGGUUCUUGAUGAAUAAUGAUGCAGUAGUUAAGCUUUAAAUAUUUGUCUCCUUCCUCGAGGUGUCUUGUCAAAGAGGAAGUAAAGCCAUAUGUAAAUGAAUUGACCUGCGCAUUCAGACAGAUUCUUAUUUGACUGAUGGGAUCAGGGUUAAAUCUGAAAGUUGUACGGUGUAUCUGCCCAAGAUGAGAACAAAAGUUCAAUAUAAGAUCAUAACUUCUAGUAUAUAAGAAUGCCCAUUUGAGUAAUCAUCUUUGAAAUAAGGUAAUGGCCAGGUUCUAUUAUACCUUUAAAUGGACACAGAGUAAUUUUAGCAGGAGCAAAUGACAAAAAAGUGAAUACAAUAUUCAUUUGUCAUCGGUGAAAAAUUAAAUACUCGAAUUAUACUAGAGUUCUAAUAUAUACAUUUUGCAUAGAUUUUAAAAUUUUUUUGUUGAAACCAUUAAGCAUUUUCUAUGACUACCAUAGUGCUAGAUAUGUAUGUUUAAUGCAUGUGUUUCUCACCUUAUUAUUUUUAUAUACCGAGUGAUAAAAAAGUCUGUAAUAGAAAAACCAGGUGUAAUUUUUUUAAUACUUUUAAAAAUAUAUAUAUACCAUGUAUCUUAAAAGUGUACACGAAAAUGUUAAAUAUUAAUUCAUGUUAUAUAAUAACAUGAAAGCAUUUUUUAAAAAUGUUUAUUUUUUAUGUUUGUUGAUGAUGUUUCCAUUGUAUUUAAUAAAUUUUUAUUAACGUACUUUUAUGUACAUUUAUUUUCCAAUUUAAUAUUGCUGACUUUCGGUUAUCUCUGAUGUUAGAGAGAAAUUA